AUGUUUAUUCCCAUUUUUUUGAUUGGUCGAAGCGACUGCCAACUGGAUCGCCAGCAACGAGAAUCUUCCCGCGCGGUUGGCAAUCGGAUCCGCGCCUUCCCCGCGUCCGCGAUGGCUCCCGCGAUGGCGAUCGUCAGCGCGUCGUCCGUCACCACCCGCACGAUCACCCCCGCUCGCGUGGUCGCCGGCGGGCGCCGCCAGGCGGCCGCUCGCGUCCCCGCCGCGGCAUCAUCCGCGUCGUCGCGAAAUGACUCGAUCGCGCGCCGGAUGCGCGGGAGGACGGACUCCGGGCGCGGCGUCGCCGCGGCGGCGUUCAACUUCAAGAACCCCUUCGGCGGCAAGUCCGAGCCCGAGGAUGAUGCGGAUGAGGCUGGCGACGGGGCGGCGUACGUGGACGACGCCGUCGACGGCAACCCCUUCCUCUCCAAGUCCAACAGCUCGACGCCCUCGUCGGACGAGCGCGACGAUGCCGCGCCGGAGCUCAAGCUCCCGAAGCUCCCGGCCAACCCCUUCGCCUCCUUCGGCGCCAAAGCCGCGGAGCCCGAGGACGAGGAGGACGCGUACGAGGAGGAGGAGGAGGAAGCGUUUGAAGAGCCCGCCAAGAGCGGCAGCCCCUUCGGCAACCCCUUCGCCUCCUUCGGCGCCAUGAACCAGACCAUCGAUCAAACCGUCGAUCUCGACUACGGCGACGACGAGGACGACUUCGAGGAACCGAAGAAGGGCGGGUUCGGGGGUUUCGCGCUCCCGUCGUUCCCGACGCCCGCCAAGAAGGAAGCCAAGCCGCCGACGCCCGCCGCCGCCGCCCCGGCCAAGCGGGAAUCCGGCAAAAGCCUCGGCAACUGGGAGCGAACCUUCAAGGAUGGCGUCAAGGAUGGCGACAUUCCCACGUGGACGUUGGACCCGGAGCCCGUCAGGGGCGCGGCGCUGAGGCCCGUCAAGCUCCGCACCGGCGAUAUCCUCGUCGUCGGCCGCGAUAAGGGCCCGGGGAUCGAUUACGUCGCCAAGGUCAACUGCGUCUCUGGCGUGCACUGCCAGUUCGAGAUGGAGGGCAACAAGCUGUUCGUCACGGACCUCGGGUCCACGAACGGCACCUACGUCGCGGGCCGCGAGGUGCGCAAGAACGCCCGGACGAGGGUGUACAACGGCGAUACCGUUCGGCUGGGGGCGGAAAACGUUAACGGCGAGGCGUUCGUCACCUUCGACACGGAUCUCACCGGCGCGAAGGAGCUCGACAAGAACACCGAGUACGGGCAGGUGCAGGCGGUGGUGGAGGCGCUGGGCGGCCCAAAGGUGGUGGUCAACUUUCUCAUCAUCAACGUGUUCUUCCAGCUCGGGUUCUACCUGCUCCUCAACCUGCAGACCAACUGAUAGUCUACAUGCAAACAACUUGUGAUACUACGUACUCUUCGCCGUUC
Molecule: messenger RNA, 1415 nt
Organism: Micromonas commoda
Lineage: Eukaryota; Viridiplantae; Chlorophyta; Mamiellophyceae; Mamiellales; Mamiellaceae
Exons: 1
Coding region: 1-1368 (455 amino acids)
Molecular function (GO): protein binding
Source: RefSeq, a predicted model, not a curated record